AUGGCGGAGCCAGCGCAAAAGAAGGCUCGCACUGCGCGCACCUUCCUUUUCUCCUCCGAGUCGGUAAACGAAGGCCACCCGGACAAGAUCUGCGACCAGGUCUCCGAUGCCGUCCUCGAUGCCUGCCUGAAGGUGGACCCCAAGAGCAAGGUGGCUUGUGAGACGGCCACCAAGGACAACAUGGUCAUGGUGGCUGGUGAGAUCACCACAGGGGCAAAGCUGGACUACGACAAGGUGGUGCGUGGAGUCGUUGCGCAGAUCGGCUUCGACAGCUUUGUGGAUGAUCUUUCCAGCGUGGACAGCAAGGGCCUGAGCCACAAGACCUGCGAGGUUCUGGUCCGCAUCAACAAGCAGAGCCCGGACAUUGCCGGCGGAGUGCAUGUCGGUAAGGACGAAAUGGAUGUGGGAGCUGGGGACCAGGGAAUCAUGUUCGGCUAUGCCAGCGAUGAGACUUCGGAUUGCAUGCCGCUGACCCACUCCAUGGCCACAAGGCUCGGCAAGACCCUGACAGAAGUGCGCAAGAGCGGCGAGUGCUGGUGGCUGCGACCUGACGGCAAGACGCAGGUGACGAUCGAGUACAUGCAGCACCCGGAUGGGUCUGUUGAGCCGAAGAAGAUCCACACUGUGGUGAUCUCCACCCAGCAUGCGGAGCCAUCCAAGGCCAAGCGCACCCAGGAAUGUGCUGGCUACACUGGUGCCGAGAUGGUCGCACCGAGCAUGGAGCAGAUGAACAAGGACAUUGAAGAAAAGGUUAUCAAGCGGACCCUUCAGUCGAUCAAACUGAAGAGCGGCCAGCCGGCCAUCAGCUUGUAUGGCAGCCACACACACCUGCACAUCAACCCUUCCGGCAAGUUCAUCAUCGGCGGGCCCCAGGGCGAUGCAGGCUUGACUGGUCGGAAGAUCAUCAUUGACACGUAUGGAGGCUAG
Messenger RNA from Symbiodinium necroappetens, 927 nucleotides. The record is from the annotation of a GenBank genome assembly. NCBI's taxonomy places the organism in Eukaryota, Dinophyceae, Suessiales, Symbiodiniaceae.